Molecule: messenger RNA, 11193 nt
Organism: Procambarus clarkii (red swamp crayfish)
Lineage: Eukaryota; Metazoa; Arthropoda; Malacostraca; Decapoda; Cambaridae
Source: RefSeq, a predicted model, not a curated record
UCGACCCGCUCAGGUGCUGCUGGUGGUAGUGGUGGUGCACGCCGCCUGCGCCACCACCACCACCACUACCACCACCACCACCACCACCACCAGCUGCUGUGUGGCACCCCAGUGUGCCAGCACCCGGGACAUACGGCCAGAUGGCAUUUUUGCACCUCGUGUUAUAAAUAUAUUACAAGAGCCAAUGAAGUGGCUGUUCUUGGGGAUUUUUCAGAAACUCCUUCGUCACAUAAGAUGCCCCACAGAGUUAUCAUUGGACAAGUGACCAGGCAAGACUACUGCCACAUGUAGUGGAGUAUAAGAAGGUGUUGCUGCAAAGAAGAUGAGUUAACAAAGAAAAAAGGAAUUAACAAACAACUUGGUGAAUCAAUAAAGAAGCCAUGUGAGGACACAAUUGGAACCAUAUCAUUUUAUAAUAACAACAUUACCUUUUUUAAUCAAGCAUAUCUAAAUCAUUUGUAAAUCCUAUGAAGAUGGUUAUUCAAGACCUGCAACGAUUUUUAGAGUCACAAGUACCAGGUGCGUGUGUCCCUGUGGAUCUGCUGAAGAUUGCCAAGAGUGUUGGGAUCCGACGUAACCAGCGCAAUGCUCCAAGAGGUGGAUAUGGUCACACACCACUCACUCUUGUCGUAGAUGGGGAGUAUUGCCUUGAUAGGCUCUAUGGAGGGUUCUUUUCAGACUGGGUAUGUGGGGGGCAGUGGAAUCGCAUGGUGCAGUUUCUGGCAGUGCUUAUGCAAACAGUUCAAAAUAACAACAUAGAACUUGCUGUGUUCUUUAAUGGUGCUCUGGAACAACAGCGUCUAAAUGAAUGGUCACGACAAGAGUGCUCCCUUAGAAAAAAUAUAAACUCGGUGCUAAAACAUGUAACUGUGAAAGGCACUCCGCCGCCCAAAGUGUGGUGGGUUGCUCCCGUUGGUCUUCGUACCUGUCUACGGAUGGCUCUGCGGCAUCUCAACAUCCAAGUGUUAUGCACAAUGGACGAUCACCAUCAGGAAGUUAUUGCUUUUUGUCGGGAAAAUAACUAUCAUGGUCUUAUGGCAGAAGACGCAGAAUACAUAAUUUUUGAUCCCCCUCGUUACUUCUCAUCACACCAGCUCAAACUUACGUACAAGGGUUCCCUAGAGACCAAAGAAUUUAUUUUAGAUGAAGUAGCUAAGGGCCUCGGUCUGCAACGCAACUACUUCUGCUUGCUGGCAGCUCUCCUGGGCAACUAUCUUCUUACAGAGACAGAUCUACGCGACUUUUAUGCUUCACUAAUCCCAGGCUACGACAAGCAGCAAACACCUCAGGAGGACGUUAUACGAGCCGUAGUCAAGUUUAUUGUGAAUCGAUGUGACGUUAAUAACUUGUUAACAAUUGGAGCCCAAGUUUUUGGAUCUGUCAGCGAUCCUCGUGUUGCAAAGUUCAAAGAGUCUGUGCAGUACUUUCUCAAUGGCACGAAAGACGGCUUCCUUCGCUACAAACCAUUUCCCUCAGGAAGAAGAGAUGGGGGUCAGAGACAUCCACAUCACCAUCAUCACCACCAUCACCACCACCAUCACCACCACCAUCAUUCAAUCCAUAGACCAGAGAUACACGAGCCAAAGCACUGUGAAGGCCCAGGCAAACUUGACUUCACACCAAAGGGUGGAGGGUGUUUGGGUCUUCCCGUCCCAGGGUUGGCUGUUGUCCCCGAGAAGGAAAACGGGGACAAUGGUGGUGGAAGUAACAACAGAGGGUUCAACUUGGCAUCACCACCUCAAAUAGUGAUUGAGGUGACAGGACCGGGGAGUCCCCAGAGCAGCAGUCGAGGGGGCAGCAGGAGUGACUCGCUCUCACCCGACGCUACUCAGCUGGAACAAGCACUCGAGUCGCGUCUUGGUGGCUUCACCAUAGUGGUGACUGGUGAAGACGACGAACCGCACCAGCUGCACCACUCUGAAGAAAGCGGGCAGAAUCAGAUGGAAGAUGCUGGAAAGAGAAAUGGGGAAUGUGUGAUAAUAAUCACAGAAGGAAUAAAGGAGCCGAACGAGGAAGAUCGUAAACGGGACCUGACUGUGCAGCAGGCUGAUCUAGAUGACCACGACCACGACUCAGGUAUAUUAUGUGGUGGGUGUCUGGGGUCGACUGCUUCAGGCUCUCCUGGUGCGUCACUUUUGUUGUCGUCGUCCUCCUCCUCCAGUAACAGUUCUGCCGCCUCGCCCUACCGCCUCACUCCCGACGUGUCGUGGGCGGCUCAGGUGUACCGUUCCGACCAUACUUCUCAGUCCAGUAGUCCAGUUGAGGGGAGUCAGGACCCAGGCCCUGAGAUUGACCCCAACCCUCUUCCUCUACCUCCAGUGCCCCAUGAGGUCAUGCGGACAGCCUCUGAACGCCAUCAGAAGGGGCUAAUGUGCCCAUGGAUAUACCAAGUUUUAACGCAGGGUGAAGUGAAGUUUGGUGUAUGUAUGGAGGACGAGAGUAGCAGAGAACUGCCACUCGCUGUGCUUUUCUACCGCUCGGUCCGCCAGUAUGUUUAUGCCAUCCUCUAUAACCUCCAUCAUCAUACUUUCAUGGCACGGAAGGCGAAGGAGGAGGGCCAGAAGGGUUUGGCCACUGAGGUACCUGAAGUUAAGAUCCGCGAAUGGAUUUACACCAAAAAUAAUCCCUACCGCACUGCGGAUAUAGUAGAUGCUACUCCCAUCAAUUGGGCAGUGCCUACCGUCCAGAGGUUGUGGUUCGGGUCUGUUGUAGAUGACAAGAAGCGGCGUCUGCGUGCAUUCCUGAGCUGCAUGAGAUCCGACUCCCCACUCAUGCUCCACACCUCCCACGUUCCACAGCAUCUGCUUAUAAUGGCAACUGUUCUUAGAUAUAUUAUGAGCACUCCUAAUGGUCCGGUACUGAGAAAGCAAGAGUUGGAUGCCUUCUUGGUGACCGCUUUCUCGCCCGAUCUCACCAAUGCACAUUAUUUGCAAGACUUGCAGGUUUGUGACAAACUUCCUCUGGUGACAGCACGUGGCUGUCAGCUCGCAGCUCUCUUCAUGAUGGGGGUCGAGACAGCAUUGUUUGCCAACGAUGCCUGUGGAGCACCAGUACCGUGGCUCAUGUGUUGCCCGUGGCUCUUUUAUGACGGGAAGCUCUUCCAUGCCAAGUUGAUCAGGGCUAAUUGCGCACGAUCUUUGGUUGAGGUAUGUGAUGGAGAAAUAGACCUGGUGGCCAAAGUUGAAAGAUGCAGACAGGCUAUCCUGGAGGGUAUAAGGGUAGAGUUUGCCCACCCACCACUGCAACCAAUGCCUGGGGUUGGGACUCAUAAAGUAGGCCCCCCUCCUCCAUAUCCUGGUUUUUCCCACUACGCUGGCAGGGGUAGAGGACGAGGGGCACCAGGUAGGACCAACACACACACGGGUGGUGGAGGAGUGGGAAGGAUGUUUUCUGGUGGUGGUCAGCUUCAAGUAGCUGGUGUGGUAGUGGGCUCCUGGGGACCAAAUUAUGGAUCAAAUGGUAAUGAAAGCAGACCCCGAGGAUUCCGACAUCCACAGUAUGGCAGUAAUGGCAGGGAAGGUGGAGGAAGUAUGCAAGGCAGAGGUGAGCCGAGCAGGAUGUCCCGUGGCACACGCGGCCGACCUACAGUCUUGGCCAAGCGACGGACGAUAAAAAAGCGUGAGGUGCGGACUAGUAGGGGACGUGGAGUGACAGUGGAGACCCCUGGCAACAGGUGGGCCCUUCCACAUUCAAGCUGCAGUUCAAGAAUUGUAAAGCCGUACAGUGGGCAUGAGGGACAUGCUGGUAAUGCCGGGUGGUGGAUACGACAAUCACUCGCCAGUGGGCCAGGACGGGGAAGGUCUCACUCUAUACCCACCCCAUACUCCUCAAAGCCACUCCUCCAGCGGGCUCAAGAGUCCAGACUCUGGUGUUAACGUGUCCAUCCUGGAGUAAGGCACAGUUGGAUAUGAACAAGAAGUGGUGGUUAUUUAGACUGUGGGUUUAUGGUCUGAGCAGCUAGUACACUUACUUUACAUCUAGCUUAGGAUUGAUUCAAAUACUGAUACCUGAUAGGCUUAGUACAGCACUAGCUACAUGAAGUUUGAUAAACGGCACAAUUCCUAACAAGAAUGUAGCAAAGAGUACAACACUACAAGGACCUUCUUCCCAAGUUUCACAACCCCCACGUCGUAAAUGACUGCCCUUCGUGUCGGCAACCAUCUUGGGGUACCUGCCACUGUGCCACUACCACUGCCAUUGCCACACUGCUGCUACAAACACCGCCUCAGCUGCCCCAGUGUCUGCAGGUCACCAGAGUAACUCGUGACACCAGCUGAUGAUACUGUCAUGGAGGGGUCACCAAAAGCAAGUAGUCAACAGUAAAGGUCAAGUGAAGAGUGAUGCAUUUACACUAAAUGUGUUGGUGUUAAGUGUGAAUUUAUUAGCUAAAUAUUUGCCAAAAUAUACAGUAUAAAAUUUAGUACCUUGUUAAUUUUGCUCUUGUGAUUAAAAACCUGAAACAUAUAAUUACUUGUAAUAAUAUAAUAUUUGCAACUAAUCAUCGUAAGGUUGAGUGGGGUAACUGUUUUGGUACAUAAUAUUUUCAAAAUACAGAUUCAUUGCUUUGUCACUGGAAAUUAAUAUGCAGUCUUCCACAUUCUUCCUUUUUUUAAUUACAAAAUAAUGAAGAUUAUAUUGACCUUGUACCAGUUUAGUGAAGGUGGCUUUCUGUUUUGACCUUUAUUGUGUAGGCUGGCACACUUUUGGAGACCUCUUUGAGACAGAAGCAUAGCUUCAUAUUCCAGUAUGAGACUAAGAAUUACACCUGUCACAUUUGUCUGUGAUGUUAGAAAAGGUUCUACUGUGAUGCAAUUGGUGGUUAUGAGUCUUGCAUAGCACAUCAUACAGGCUUCAUGUUUUAUCAUUAAGAUAAGUAGCCUGUGUUGACGGUGUACUAAGAGGUCAUAAUCUGUAAUGUCAUCACCACUGUACUCCCAGAAAGUACAAGGUGGGCAGCUGGAGAUGCUGACAACCAUGCCAUGAUAAGUUGCCAGCUACUCUCUCUGCUGCUAUUAGACACCAAGUAUAUAUGAAGAUGAAUUUUUAUUUUUAUAUGACUGUUAUAUUGUUAAAAUGGUGAUGAAGACACUUUAAGAAAGAGAUUUGUUGGUAUUUGGCAGGUUUGUGGUUGACGUUUGGAAGUAGUGACACGACCACUACCACAGCCUGGCUUUGUAGGAAUGAUAAGUGAAUCCUGAACAAAGAAUCAUCGUAGUUAAAUGGUUAAAUUGCCCAACAAUAUGCAAUUCAGGGUUUUUGCAGGGUUACAGAGCCCAUAAUAGAAGAGAUAGUUAUGGAGACUGAACCCAAACUGAGGCAAGUUUAUAGUUUUCUUAGUAGGACGACGUGGCUGUAACAAUGAGGACAGUUAUUAAUUGUAAUAAUGUAAACCAAAAGUUGAUUUGUUCAUGGUUGUAAGCAACCAUGCUUUGUUUUAAUGAAGCAUAUAGGUACAUAUCUUUGUAAGAGCUCACCAGUGUUUAGGAUGGAGGAAAUCCUAAUUGGUAUUUUCUUUGUUGUUGUACAUGGUACUUGAGGCAUGUCAUUGUUCCAUUACCCGUAGAUGUCGAGGGACGACCGUCUUGGUAACUUUACCACCACCAGGAUCUCCACCACCUGCUCACUAACAUUUUAUCAUUAUCAAGGAUAUCAGUGUCUAUACUAUACAAACCUCUAGAACAAAGAUUAAUGAUACCAUAUAGAAAGUUUAUGUUCUUGACAUUGUUCUAGGUAGCAUACUCUUGGAUACUUUAAAUUGGGAUGGACAGUUACUGGGUAAGUAAAUACUCUUCAACUUGGGGUAGCCAUAGUAUUGGUAUCCAAGUCUUAAUAAUGUGGAUUAUGUUUAACCAGGUUCUGGAUGGAGAAAAUGACCUGGUUUUGAAUAACAGAGGUAUUAAUCUUCUCUUUAUGAACUUUGAGUCAAGCUAAACCUUUUAGAUAAUGCAACUUACUGCCAUUUAAAUGGGUACUAAUCUUUGUGCCCAAAAAUGAAGAGAAAUUCUCCUGGAUAUUGUUUCUUCCUCAAUUAUAAAUUCAAUGUGCCAUGUUUUUUCUAUUAAGACAUAAUGGAAUUUUGCUGAAUUAGUUAAUCUUUUAAAAGACUCGGAGUAGGGCCUAUGCUAAAUGAUGCUCUCAAACAAGGGUGUAUCGAUGAAUGACUUGCGAAUGAAUAUGUUACCAAUUGGUCUGUUUCAAUGAGAUGUUUGCCCUUAAUAGCACUUUAAACCUUUAUUGUGGUUGUUAAUUGGAUUUAAUGUGAAAAAACUGGCAUUCUUUGUCAAUUACAGUUGCCAGAUAGUACUCAAGGUGUUAAUUUAUGGAAUUACAUAAAUACUUUAAUUUAUUGUGCACUGAGAAUUAGAAUAUUUCUAAGAAAAGAAAUAGAUUUUUGUAGGUUCUCUGGCUACUGUAUUAUCAAUUAUAAUGCCAAUAAAAUGUUUCUGAUUGCUAAUGUAAUGUUCAAUGAUGGAAUUUCAUUUAAAGGAAAAUAUAUUCACUAAUUUACUUAGGAAUUUCUCUUCCCAUUGUGUAAUGGGAGUAAAAGAUUUUGUUAGAUUAUCUUACUGCAAGAUGUCUGUGUUUGAGUGAGGGGCCCAUGUUUGUGUAUUAACGUAGUGUCAUAUCAAGCUAAUGUAACUUAUCACAGUCCUCUCAUGCACCUUACCAUUUGCUGCUUCUUUAUAAUACACACUCACAACCCAUGAGUCAGGACAAGUAAACUUGAGUCAAUAUUUUUUAGUCAAGUGUCAGAGUUUAGCUGGAAAUCUCUGUUGGUGGAAGGUUGUGUUGACCAGCACAGGUUCAGGACGUGGACGUGUUCUGAAACAUUGUGACAUUAUUACUUGCCGCUAAUGCUUUGCAAUUCACCUGAACUUAUCAUGGUGUUCUUUGGUCAAAUUGUAACAAAACUAAAUUGAAAAUGAGGACUUUGAUGUGUGUGAAGGUUAUAUUAGGGAAGACAUACGUGAAGGUGAACACCACUUUCCCCCAAAGGGACGAUUACUCUUCAGUCGUGGACUGUCAUUGCCAGACUGCUUAAGUGUAUAUUGUAUACUUGCAAGUGAAAAUUCAAUAGCUACUUGAAUUAUAGCAUUAGGAAAUAAUAAUAAUAAUAAUAAUAAUAGUAGGUCUAGCCAAGGCAAGAUUUUUGCCUCAUGUUUUAAAUAGAUUAUAUGUGCAUUUAUCUACUCAGUGUUGAAAUGCUCAACAAUUCUGAGCCUUGAUGAAGACAACAAAGUCAAUUAUUCUUGUGUAUACUAAGGCAAGUCAAGUUAUUAUCAUUACCCAUAUUUGGACAUGUUCAACUUGUAACUGAAAAGUUGCAAAGUUGUAAAUUGUUGUAUACUUUUUUGUUAUGCUUGUUUACUUGUAGUCCAAGGUCUCCAUUCUUAAGUAUUUUGUUGGGUAUGUUAGUGGUUAGAGCGCUCUUGACCCAAGUGGUGACCAGCACGUGUCUGUGGUGGUAAUGACUGCUGGAGGUAUGUGCACCUGGUCAAUAUUCAGGAGCUGGAGCGUAUCAGUCAACCCUCCAACACACUUGCCAAUAUUGACCAUAUUACAUAAAUGCUUUAAGUACAUUAGACUCCUGAUUUCCAAGUGCUCUGAUAAAUAAUAUGCUGUCCUCGUUGGACAGCACGAAGUAACUUAAUUUUCUUGCAGUUAUUGAAUGGGCCCCUCCUUGAUGUUAUGCUUAAAACAAACAUUUAUUGGUAAAGUUUUGUGAGAGAAGAACAGGAGAUGCUUGAGAAAUGUUGGUUUGAAAGGCAGAAAUAAUUUAUGCCUUUUUUUUUUAUAUAGUUUAUAUCAAAUGUAACAUGAUUAUUUUUAGUUUUCUGCAAGAGUUGCCAUUCUUUGAGAGUAAAUGGCAGAGUUCCUUUGGCUUUAAAAUGCAUACACAUAAUUUUUCACAGAUGGGUAAUAGUACAUGUUAUCAAACUAAGAAUUUCCAAGCUGUAAAAUUCCAGUUGAGAUGCGAGUGAUGAUCACUGUAGAUAAUGGACAACUUAUGAAGGUGUAUCCUCUUGGGCUAAACUAUUGUCUCUAUUAUUGCUGGGAAAUCUUCAUGUUUGAUGGUGUUCAGUUUUCACCAAAAGCGUCAUAUACAAUUUCCUGUUCUCCUUCCACAAAUACUUAUAUUGAAACUGAUUGUUGUAUCAAUACUGAAAUGUUAAUUAACCCAAGCAAGUUUGAAUACACAUAAUUUGACCAACAAAAUUUCAACACAUUACAGUACUAACCUCCAAAAGACACAACAAACUUGUUGGGAGAUGUUAUGUUGUGUGGUUAAUGUAAUAUGUAGACCUCGUCCCUAACUGUUACUUUUGUGAGUAUUUGUACGUGCUCUUUAAACCCGAGGUGGUACCCCCCUAUAUACAGUACUGUAUAUAUACAUUUGUGUGUGUGUGUGUAUAUAUAAUGUGUGUAUAUAAAAAAAAAUUUGUAUACAUAUAUAUACACACACAGAAUAACCACAGUGAAUUUGGGAAAAGACAGCUGGAGCACUUACGUCUGGUCAAGACAUUCUCAACAGCUAGACUGAUAGGGAGACAGAAAGGCACCAGUUAUAAAGGAAGUGUGUACUGGGAGUGGUAGCAAUAGCCAGAGAGGUGGCAAAACAUCAAAUGGGUACGCUGCAUUCUUGUGUAAACACACAAAACUCCCAACAGGAACUGUGAAUUGGUGCAAGAAGUCGGAGUGUGAGAACCAAAGAAGGCACCAAGAAACGAAAGACCAGAAUAAGGAUGUCUCAAACUACAGUGUGUGUAUGAUAUUGAAGCAAGAAUGUAAUACAAUUAAACAGAGAACAAAAAAUGAGGACCUUCCCUAGAAUAUUUGAAGCCCUCGUAAUACUGAACCAAAAAUGGAAACGGACAGCAAACGACAUGUAUUCUGUUGGCCGUGUGCCGUUAUAAUUUCUCUCUUGUGUCCUUGCAGACUGAUGUUCUAUCUUUGUGCAUUGAGAAGUCCGCAAAUAGCUUAGUAUAUCUGUACCACUGUAUUGGGGUGGAGAGUUCGUUUUCCGUUUCUGGUUUAGCAUUUCGGAGACAUCCGCUAAUAUUCUAAGAAUGGUGAUGAUUUCACUUCUCCGUUUAAUUGUUUUACAUUCUUCGCUUUUCAUAUACAAAAAUUGUAGUUUAAAGCACCUUUGUUCCAGUCUUUUUUUUAAUAUAUCUUGGUGCCUUCUUUGGUUCUCACAUUCCUACUGCUGUACUUAUCUUAAUCCGCUGGAAGUUUUGUGUGUUUACACAAGAACGCAGGGUAACCAAUGAUGUUUUGCCACCUCUCUGGCUAUUGCUACCACUCCCAGUACACACUUCCUUUAUAACUGGUGCCUUUCUGUCUCCCUAUCAGUCUAGCUGUUGACAAUGUCUUAACCAAACAUAAGUGCUCCAGCUGCCAUUAUACUGUGGUUAUCCUUCAUUGAAUAGAUCAGUGUUUUUUUUUAUCUUUGCUGUAUGUAUAUAUACAGUACAUAUGUAAAUAAAAUCACAAAAUGUGAUAUAUAAAUGCAAAUAACCAGAGAAGGAAAUUAAUAUAUUUUCCUAAGCUUUUUUCUGGUGAGCACACGAAAUGGAAGACACAUUAGGAGACACCUUUAUCAGUAUAGACUGACAUACACAUCAAGAUAGCAUGGCGCGUGAGGUGUUCCCUAGAGAUCAGACGACUCGAAUAAUAAGCAAGCAGACACCAGAUUGCAAUAUGCUGGAGAUGAAUAUGGCGACACAUGUAUUCAUGACCUAUAAAUGUGUUGAAAUGUUUAUCUACAUUGUAAUUUAGUGUCUUGCCACUUGUUCUUGGAGAAUAUGCCAAGUCUAGGGCACAACCCCACUGGCUGUGCAGUGUGUUCCUGUCGAUGUUGACUCAUAUUGAUCAGCCUGUCUUCGUAUAUGUAUAUUAACUGUGCUCACUCCUUAGGAAGCAUCUGAUAUGUUGAACACAAUAGUGCCGAGGCAAAGAUUCUUAAAUUUCUAUGGUUCUUUGCAUUUAUAUUUCACAUUUUGUAAUUUUUUGCAUGCAUACAUACACACUAAAAAAAUAUAUACAUAUUUUUGAAUAUAUAUAUACACAGUAUUAUAUAUUAUAUAUAUAUUUCCGGCUGUCCGCCCUUGGUGGGCGGCUGUCACAGUGUGAUGCUCAUUGGGACAGCAGUUGCUCUCCUUUUGUAGCCUUGUGUAUGUGUAUGUGUGUGUGUGUGUGUGUAUAUAUAUAUAUAAAUACACACACACACACACACACACAGAUAUAUAUAAUAUAUAUAAUAUGAAUGUAUGGUGUAUAUAGGGCUGGUUUGGCUAUUAAGCUAGUCAUCAGGAUUUGAGGUUAUGAAUUUUUUAACAAGUGUAAAUGAUAUGACAUUUGUCAUAUUGAGUGUAUGUUCAGAAAUUUUAAAUAGUUUCAUGUUAAUUAACAGGACACGUUAAUUAAUGAGUGUGCACGUACUCACAAAGAUAAUUUAGGGAUUGGCCGUAUAUCAAUACCCAAAUGAAAUAUUUUGUGCGGCGAUUAGCCUGCAGCAUCAUUAGUGGUGGAAGGGUUGAGCAGUUCACCGGAGAGUCUAUAUGGCUGGCUACUACAAUGUGAAACAUGUGAUGUUGUAUGCCUUUCUUCCUGCAAAAUACCAUAAAAAUUGGAGCACAGUGGUAUUCUUAGGCAUGAAAGAUAAGUUUGUUAAGUUGAGGAAGUCGGGACUGAUUAGCAAGUCAAUAAAGUAAUUACGGUAUUGUUAGGUGAUUGGGAUAAGGGGAACACUAGUCCAGAGUUCAAUGGUAAGAAGGCUGGGGAUCUUGAGUGGUAUAGCUGUCACCUUGCAAGAGAUUCACAAUAUUUGUCCAUAAGUAAUUAUGGAAUACAUAAAGGGUUUCUGGCAUAUAUAUUUUGCUGCUAUUUUAUAGGUUUUCCAGAUGUAAUCAACUACUAUAUAUUUUGUUUUACAUUAUCAUGUUCAUUACUUUGUGAAGUGGUGGAACAAAAUUCUUGAAUGAAGUGAAUUAUUUUGAGGUAUGAAAAGCAAAUUAUGUUCAUCUAUCAGUAAAAAUGACUGCUAUAAACUUUUUAUGCCAGUCCUGCUUGCUGACUUGAUAAAUACAGUGAAUUUAAGUGGGGAAAGUUUGGGCAGUGUAAACUAUCUCAUGGUCAUUUGGUACUGAUGAAUUGUAUGAAUAGGUAUUGAAAGUAAAGGUUGGUUGGAAA